GCACAACGACACACGUUAAACGCUGUUCUUGCGAACAUUUAGUUACAGAAUACGGAAAUACCACUUUUACAGGUAUAGUUUAAUAUCAAUAGCUGGUAGUCGCUAGCUGGUAACCUAGAGCAGUACUCUCGUCGCCAAAACAAACGAAAAAAUGAAUCCCGCUUCAGACGGUCCUGUUAUCACGCAAGGCAUUCAUGCUCGGGUAAUCGGAGUCGACAACCCUGCGCUGCAACAAGAUUGGCAAACUGGGGAAAUAGGAAACAUCCGGAACAGUGAUUGGCAAUCGAGCAGUGGGUCGGCUUGUGACGGUAAUCGCAAUCAGAGUUCGUACGAAGCGAAAGACGACUGUUAUUCUGAUAAUACUUCAAUAAGCAGCUCACGCGCCAUGGUAAACAAUAAAACCACUUGCAUCGAUGAGGUGACUGAGCCAAACAGUUUGACUAAAGGCGCACGGCAAUCCAUAAUCAGUUUUCAUGGAAUUAGAUACGAAGUACAAGAAAAGUUGGACGAUGUACCUCUUUGUGGAAAGAUGGGCGACAAGGAAAUUUUAAAGGGCGUAAGUGGCCUGUUAAAGCCCGGAUUGAACGCUAUUAUGGGGCCUACAGGAAGCGGUAAAACCUCGCUUUUGGAUAUACUCGCGAAAAGAAAAGACCCACGCGGUUUGAGGGAAGGCAUCGUAUUGUUAGACGGAGAUUUGCCGCCUGUUAAUUUCCGUCUUAUGAGCGGCUAUGUCGUACAGGAUGACGUCGUCAUGGGAACCCUCAGUGUUCGUGAAAAUUUGGCGUUUUCAGCCAACCUUCGAUUGUCCGGAGAUAAAUUUAACGCUAAACAACGAGCUGAUAAAGUAUCGCAUGUCAUCAAACAACUAGGACUUCAAAAUUGUGCCGAUACCAAGGUUGGAAACGAAUUUAUUCGUGGAGUAUCGGGAGGUGAACGAAAGCGGGUGAACAUAGGAAUGGAACUUAUUCUCGAUCCACCGAUUAUUUUUCUUGACGAACCAACAACUGGUCUUGAUGCAAAUACAGCAAAUGCAAUUAUUUUAUUGUUGUACAAUCUUGCGAAGGAAGGUCGUAAUAUUAUCUUAUCAAUUCAUCAGCCGAGAUAUUCAAUAUUUUCUCUAUUCGAUCAUCUCAUAUUACUUCAACAAGGCAAUAUAAUAUACAGAGGAGCAGCAUCUGAAGCAGUCGACUACUUCUCAUCAAUCGGAUAUACUUGUCCUCAGUAUCAUAAUCCUGCUGAUUUCUUCCUUGACAUUGUUGGAGGUGAUAUUGCAACCGCUCAACUUCUUGGCAGAAUGCUAUCUCAGGAUCACAACCUAGAUUCAGGAUCGAAUGAAGAUCUUGAUGCGGUUGUGACAAUAUCUGCUGGUAACGGCGAUGCAAAUCAUUUGGAUGAAGUGUUAUCUAUAGAGAAUGGAGAUCAAAGUAAUGAAGAAGAAGCAGAAAAAUUACUACAAUCUUUCAAAAAUUCAUCAGUCUCUGAGAAUGAAGAAAAGAUACUUGAGUCCAUAUUGUCAAAAUUUCAAUCAAGACAUAUAGUUUCUGAAGUUCCCUCCAUCGACUUGCUGGAUGACGAUUUCAAUACAGAAUAUCCUAAUGGAUUCUUUCAUCAGUUGGCAAUAGUAUCAGGAAGAACAGUGCGGAAUCUUAUACGAAAUCCCAUGACGUCAAUCGCCCAAGUUCUACUGAUGGUUUUCUUUGGUGUGCUGAUGGGACUCAUUUAUUAUCAAUUGGACUUGACACCGGGUGGUCUACAGAACAGGGCUGGAGCUUUCUUCUUUCUGAUUAUGAUGCAAGUUAUGUCAAACCUUUCUGCAUUAGAGCUUUUUAUAAAACAAAGAGCACAUUUUCUGCAUGAAUCAGCAAGUGGUUACUACAGAGUAUCUGUUUAUUUCCUUGCACUCGUGUUUGCAGACUUGAUUCCGAACCGUGUUAUUCCGAACAUUGUUUUCAGUUCCAUUAUUUAUUUCAUGAUGGGUUUUCAACUUGAUGCUGGCAAGUUUUUCUUCUUCGUUUUGGCACUUGUUAUCACUGCAAUGGCUGCCUCGUCACUUGCUUUUUUAGUUAGUGCAAGUGUUCGUAUUUUUGCGUUAGCAAACAUUCUUGUUGCGGUACCAUAUUUGCUGAUGAUGAUGUUCGGUGGAUUUCUUGCAAACACAACAACCUUACUUGACUGGUUGGAAUGGAUUAAAUGGGUCAGCAUCUUCAGAUAUGGUAUAAAUGCGCUCACAAUCAAUGAAAUGUCUGGCUUAGUCUUCAUUGCAAAUAGUUCAACGCCAGGGUUUGAUCCUAAUUCACCUUCGCCAUGCUUUUAUAACACGACUCCGCCAGUGCCAAUUCCUGGAUGUACCACUGGUGAAAUGUAUAUGAAGGCUCAGGGAAUUCCUUACGGUACUGAUUGGGAUUUAUGGCUCAACAUUGUCGCUCUUUCAGCAAUGGCUCUCGGUUUUCUUCUUUUGUCAUAUAUUCAACUGAGAAGAAUCGAAAAGUUCAAAUAAUGAUGAUUUCUUUUUUUUUUGUUAACUGAUUUUUGGUUAAAUAUUGUAUGUAUGUAUCCGGGAUUUUCAAAACGAAUGUAUUAUGAUCAAGUAUUUUACAAUACAGAUAAUAAGAAAAAUUAUAAAACAUCUUUCAUGAUACAUUCCUGUUUAUACAUUGUUGCUUGCUUAAAUAUUAAGUGAAAUCUAUUUAUACAUUUGCAAUGAAACAUUACACUUUUGUCAGUUAAAUUUUUUUGUUGUUGUAAAAAUAUGAUAUUGCCAUGCGACACAGUAUUUCUUGACAAUUCCUGAUAAAUAUGAUCGAGAUCGUUUUUUAUUAAUUAAAAGUAAUUAAUAGCAUUAUGUUUACUGUGACAAUCUUUUGGAGAGUUGAAUUGAAAGAAGAAUAUAUGUUUGUUGAGUUUUUCAUUUGCAUACUCCAGUUUAUCUUCUAGUUACUGGUGUCAUGAAACUGUGCUUUGGUGAAAACUUUGCUUGCAUUUCACCAGUUUUUCUCUUAGUCGUGAAUUUUUAGAGGUUGUUUGUUUGACAUAUCGAUAAAAAGCCAGCUCCGCUUUUUCCAGAAUGAAUAUAAAAUACUAUUUCUCUUUUCUUUUACAUACUUCUGGAGCACCGUAAUAAGUCUGU
Messenger RNA from Styela clava, 3127 nucleotides. RefSeq names its product broad substrate specificity ATP-binding cassette transporter ABCG2-like. NCBI's taxonomy places the organism in Eukaryota, Metazoa, Chordata, Ascidiacea, Stolidobranchia, Styelidae. Gene Ontology annotation, biological process: transmembrane transport. Gene Ontology annotation, molecular function: ATP binding; ATP hydrolysis activity; ABC-type transporter activity. Gene Ontology annotation, cellular component: plasma membrane. The record is from RefSeq and is a predicted model, not a curated record.